AUGGCAGCAGGUCUCAAGCACUUUGACGCGUACUCGGUCGAGACAAACCGCGUGGCAUUCAACGGGAACAUCUCCACCUUUGACCUCUGGGACACCGAGACUGCUGUGCGAUUUGCAACCGUGGUCAACGCGAACAAGCACGCGCGCGACCCUGUCGACCCUGUCGUGAAGACGCUGAACGGUGGCGCGGACAUGGAGCUCGGAGAGACAUACUUCACCACAAACGGCUGCUUGGAGCAGGUUGUGCAGCACAACGGCACGACAAUCGACACGGUGAACAACACCGUGCGGCGGGUCCUCAAAGAUAGCUUCAUCAUGGGCCAAUGGUAUGCAUCGAUGAGUGCACGGCCUGUGGACCCAAGCCUCCCCUCCAGUCACGGCCGCUGCAUCAGCGAGUGUCCCGACAACGGCGAGUAUGAGCUCAGCAACACGUGUUCUGAAUGCCAUACAACACGUGUGCUGAAUGCCACUCCACCAGACGCCAUCAACUGCCUCCUCUGCGACGGCAACCUCAUCAGUCGCGCAUUGCCCACUGCCCUCUCGACUACUACGCCAAGGACCACCGCUGCGUGCCAUGCACCACGUGUGGCAUGGGCACCUGGGCCUCCACCCCAUGUUCCGCAUCCUCCGACGCCGGCUGCUCUCCCUGGACCGAGUGCAAGCCAGGAUUAG
Messenger RNA from Salpingoeca rosetta, 672 nucleotides. RefSeq lists its product as uncharacterized. The transcript is spliced from 4 exons. The record is from RefSeq and is a predicted model, not a curated record. NCBI's taxonomy places the organism in Eukaryota, Choanoflagellata, Craspedida, Salpingoecidae. Bases 1 to 672 code for a protein of 223 amino acids.